Miscanthus lutarioriparius is the source of this 615-nucleotide messenger RNA. The record is from the annotation of a GenBank genome assembly. NCBI's taxonomy places the organism in Eukaryota, Viridiplantae, Streptophyta, Magnoliopsida, Poales, Poaceae.
AUGGCGUGCAUCAACAUGUACAACCCUGACGGCGCGGCGGGGUUCGGCGGCGGCCCGCAGGUGCCGGCCGCGCUGGGCCCGCGCAUCUCCUUCUCCAGCGACUUCGCGGUGGAGCCGCCACCGCCGGUGCAGAACCGGGCGAUGAGCCUGCGGUGCCAGGAGGAGGACCUCAACUUUGAGUUCUCGGUGGGGAGCCACCCCAUGAUGGCGGCCGACCAGCUCUUCUCCAAGGGCAGGAUCCUUACCCUCAAGGACAAUGGCGGGGGCGGCGGAGCCAGCUGCUUCGCCGCCGCCGCCGCCCGGCCACCCACCACGCUGCACGACGAGCUCCGUGGCGGGGACGACGACGAGAGGGCCUCCGCCUCCGCCAGCAGCAAGGGGUCGUCGUCCAGCCGGUGGAAGGAGAUGCUCGGCCUGCGGAAGGCGCUCUGCGUCGCCGCCGGCGGCGGCAACGGCCCGGCGGCCAAGAAGGCUAGCAGCGACAAGCAGGGCGUCGCCGCCGACGUCGCCGACAUUAUGGUCACCGACGACGACGACAUGGCCGCGUCCAAUCAGGUUGGCAUCUCGUGCCUGCAGCAUCCUGCAUGCUCCACCAUACGGUGGAGCUUAAUCUGA